Molecule: messenger RNA, 2565 nt
Organism: Polyodon spathula (Mississippi paddlefish)
Lineage: Eukaryota; Metazoa; Chordata; Actinopteri; Acipenseriformes; Polyodontidae
Product: 5-hydroxytryptamine receptor 4-like
Exons: 8
Coding region: 152-1309 (385 amino acids)
Biological process (GO): regulation of appetite; chemical synaptic transmission; adenylate cyclase-activating adrenergic receptor signaling pathway
Cellular component (GO): plasma membrane
Molecular function (GO): G protein-coupled serotonin receptor activity
Source: RefSeq, a predicted model, not a curated record
ACAAAAAAAACAAAAGAUGUGAUUUUUUUUUUUUUUUUGUAAGGACCUGAGGACAAUAACAUGGUAUUGGAAUCUGGGGUCUCCACAUUGCGAUGGGUGUCUGUGUGUCUGUGGGUACCUGAUUCUGAGAUCCCAGGGCCGAUUGCCUGUGAUGGAUGAAGCUGAUAUCAAUGAGAGCAGAACGGAGGCUGAACUCCGUACGGUCCCCAGCUACGGAGUGCUCGAGAGGAUUGCCCUCAUCUCCUUCUUCUCCCUGGUGAUGCUCAUGACUGUCCUGGGGAACCUGCUCGUCAUGGUGGCUGUUUGCAAGGACCGGGAGCUCAGGAAGAUCAAGACGAACUACUUCAUUGUGUCGCUGGCGUUCGCAGACCUGCUGGUGUCGGUGAUGGUGAUGCCAUUCGGCACCAUCGAGCUGGUCCACCAGAACUGGAUCUACGGAGAGACCUUUUGCCUGGUCAGGACAUCGCUGGACGUGCUGCUGACCACCGCCUCCAUCCUGCAUCUCUGCUGUAUCUCCCUGGACAGGUACUACGCCAUUUGUUGUCAGCCGCUGGUCUACAGCAACAGAAUGACGCCCCUGAGGGUGUCUCUCAUGCUGGGGGGUUGCUGGGUAAUCCCAUCCAUUAUUUCCUUCCUACCCAUAAUGCAAGGCUGGAACAGCAUUGGGAUAGAUCAUUUGAUAGAAGAAAGGAAGUUCAGCGGGGACUCGAACUCCACCAUGUGUGUUUUCAUGGUGAACAAACCCUAUGCGCUCACCUGCUCUGUGGUGGCAUUCUACAUCCCUCUGGGACUGAUGGUCCUGGCCUAUCAACGCAUCUACGUGACUGCGCGGGAGCACGCUCGGCAGAUCAACAUGCUGCAGCGCGCUGGGGGCGCCAGCGCCUCGUCAGACAGCGCCGCCCACCAGCGCAACCACCGCAUGCGCACGGAGACCAAGGCAGCCAAGACUCUAGGUAUCAUCAUGGGCUGCUUCUGCCUCUGCUGGGCGCCCUUCUUCAUCACCAACGUGGUCGACCCUUUCAUUGACUACGCGGUGCCCGAGAAACUGUGGGCCGCCUGCCUGUGGCUGGGCUACAUCAACUCCAUGCUCAACCCCUUCCUGUAUGCCUUUCUGAACAAGUCCUUCCGCCAUGCCUUCCUCAGCAUCCUGUGCUGUGGGAACCAGCGCUCUCGCAGGCAGUCCCUCCUGGUGCCCAGCGUGCCCUGCCCUGCCACUACAAUCAACGGAUCUACACACGUGCUAAGUGGCUGUUCCUCUGCAUCCAAACUCCUGCUCUGGUUCUGCAACACCAGGCCCGUUCCCGUCUAGAGCUGCCUGGAGCGCGUGCAAGUAUAUGGUACUGCACAAUGGGAAUCACCCCAAACAGGAGAAUCUAUCCCUUCAGACUUUAGAGUCCCAGGAAUCUUGCUUCUGAUCCGAAGAGAGAGAGGAUAAGGAAUCUGGGAACAGGAAUGCACACAGAGGAUGUGGCAGGGCUUCGUGCCACCGGAUUGGAAUCGCUUGUCAACAACACCAACUUAAUUACCAUAGCAGUGACUUCAUUCAGGCAAGUUUGGACAAUCCUGGUUGGGAUUCAGUGGCUGUUUGACUCGUAACAAAAAAGAAAGUCUGUUCUAAGCUCUCUCUCGCUCUCUCUUUGUAUCACUAUCAGCCUCAAAGGUGCACUGGGCAUUGACCAAACAUAGGCAAAGCUAUUAAAUAUAUAAUGUUAGGUUUGCAGACUAUUGGAACCACAGUUUGCCAAAAUCCUAAGAGUUUAGGUUUCUCUUUGGAAGGAAUUUCAAAGGAAAACACAGAACAAAAAGCUGACAAUAGUAAUGACACUAAUUACAACAUCAUGAUUAACAAGCACUGUAUGAUGAGUGUUACCAAAGGUAUUGCAUUUAAGAUGAAGCUUAAUAUAAUAUAACUAAGGAUUUAUUGCAGGUGUAGUUAGGUUUACAAAUAUAUUUUUAUGAGUUAAAUGCAGUGUCUCAUAUUUCUAAGAGCCAAAAAGUUGGAAGCUAAAUUUGGCAGUGCAAAAAUACACAAAAUAGAAUAGUAUUAUACACAAGGCAUUUCCUUCAUCAUGAUUCUUCUGUCACUUUCUCUGCACACACAUACACAUCACAAAGAAAUGGGUGAAGUCCAAAAAUGGGUAGACUUGUGACUUCAUGAGCACUUGAUUGAAUCAUGUGCUUUGGAAACAGGAGUCUUGGAUCAAAGUUAAUUUCUCUUUACCAUGCAGCUCAUUCAAAUGUGCAAAACUCCAUCGUGCUUGGUUUGAGCGCUUAAAGAACUGGAGCUCAGUCGAGUGGGUUCAACGUUUUUCUAGUCACUGCUGGCGUGACGCACAUCAACACAGCAUUAGAACCGGACAGGAGGUGAAAGAGGCUGAACUCCUGGGACCUGCCCUGGAUUACUCCUUUAUAACAACGAUCUUCACCACCGCGCUGAUAAAACCAACAGCGGGAAACGGAUGUCGAAUGAAACGUGAACUUGAACCUUGCUUUUGUUUGUUUCAGGUGGUUGUUUCGCUCGCUUAUGUUUUUGGUGGUUGCUGGUUCAACAUGUCAAUGAUUUGA